This is a messenger RNA of Sporisorium graminicola, 1731 nucleotides long. RefSeq lists its product as uncharacterized. Gene Ontology annotation, biological process: (1->6)-beta-D-glucan biosynthetic process; fungal-type cell wall organization. The transcript has 2 exons. Gene Ontology annotation, molecular function: glucosidase activity. NCBI's taxonomy places the organism in Eukaryota, Fungi, Basidiomycota, Ustilaginomycetes, Ustilaginales, Ustilaginaceae. Bases 1 to 1731 code for a protein of 576 amino acids. The record is from RefSeq and is a predicted model, not a curated record. Gene Ontology annotation, cellular component: plasma membrane; endoplasmic reticulum membrane.
AUGCCCGCCAGGUCAGGGGCAGCCUACCACCGGGCAGACAACCCACCCAGCAUGACCUCGUCACGCCCCUCUGACCAGACCGACUCGAGCAGCAGCUCCUCGUCUCAAAAGUACUACACCAUGCCACACCCACAACAAGCACGCGGCUACAACAGCGCUCGUGGCGGCGCACCCGCAGCCCCCUUGCUCACGGAUCAAGACGAUGACGACGACUUCCUCUACUCCGAUAAAGAGCUCGAUCGGCACUCCGGCUCGUGCGUCAGCAUCCGCGGUCUGCUCAAUGUGCUCACGCUCAUCCUGCUCGCUCUCGGCCUGCUAGCGCUCUUUCUCGGCUACCCGCUCGUUGUCGUGCUCAGCAAAGUGUUCGAUACGAUCGAUAUUAAUCCUUCAAGUGCGCAACGCCUCACGAACUUGACGCAGCGUGGGUUGAUUGAUCCAGACACCCCGCAGUCGGCUAUGAAGCGCACUUCGCCCGUCGACGGGAGUGGAUGGCAUCUUGUGUUUUCGGACGAGUUUGAAGAGGAAGGCCGAUCCUUUUGGCCGGGCGACGAUCCGUACUGGGAAGCCGUGGAUCUGUGGUACUGGGGAACGGGUGACUACGAGUGGUAUUCGCCCGAAGCGGUGAACACCACAGGCGGGGCUUUGGUCAUUGCAGUGGAGGAAAGAGAGACCAACAACAAGAACUUCCGCUCAGGCAUGGUGCAGAGUUGGAACAAGGUCUGCUUCCAAGGCGCUUACUACGAGAUCUCUGCUCGUCUUCCUGGAUCGCCUACUGUUCCUGGUCUGUGGCCCGGUCUCUGGACACAAGGCAAUUUGGGGCGUCCUGGCUACGGCGCUACCAACGAAGGAAUGUGGCCCUACUCGUACCAAGGGUGCGACACGGGCGCCCUGCCCAAUCAAACCUUUGUCAACGGCACCGGCCCACCCGCCGCCCUCAGCGCACACGGCCUCUUCUCUGGCAGCUACAACAAUGAGCUCUCCUGGCUUCCCGGAAUGCGCUUCACCUCGUGCAACUGCCCUGGCACCGAACACCCGGGCCCCCACCGCGGCAUUGCACGCUCCGCUCCAGAGCUCGACAUCCUCGAAGCCAAGAUCGACGUCGCCGGUGGACACGGUGAGACGUCCCAGUCUCUGCAGAUGGCGCCUUUCGACGUUGACUACUACUACGGGAACAGCACGGCGAGGGGAGACAUUCGCAUUUGGGACGCCAACACGCGCUUGAACGAUUACAAGGGUGGUGCGAUCCAGGAGGCGGUUUCUGCGCUCAGUCAGGUACCUCCUAUUGCUUACGAGACGACGCCGGGAGGAAGAUACAUCACGUUUGGCGUAGAGUACGCUCCGGACUGGAAGGAGGACGGCAACGCGAACGUGACGUGGUACAUGGACGGCAAACCCACGUGGACCUUGUACGGCCAAGCUAUCGGUCCUGUCCCCGAGCUCGACGUCAGCCAACGCCUUGUUCCCACCGAACCUAUGUUCAUGAUCCUCAACGUGGCCAUCUCCGAGUCUUUCCAGGUGCCCGACUUUGACCUGCUUCGAUUCCCGGCACACAUGGCCAUCGACUACGUCCGCGUCUAUCAACGUGAUGGUCAGCCAGAUCGUGUCGGCUGCGAUCCUUCUGACCGCCCGACGUACGAGUACAUAGAGAACAACCGAGAUAUCUAUUACGACAGGAACAGAACCGAGUUCCCCAAGUCAAAGAUACCAAAGAACCGACUCCAGGGAUGCUAG